Messenger RNA from Biomphalaria glabrata, 688 nucleotides. RefSeq lists its product as uncharacterized. Bases 77 to 688 code for a protein of 203 amino acids. The record is from RefSeq and is a predicted model, not a curated record. The transcript is spliced from 3 exons. Lineage: Eukaryota; Metazoa; Mollusca; Gastropoda; Planorbidae.
UGAUGGGUCACCAAAUGUAAGAAGUAACCCCAAAUGAGUAGUUGUCAAUAAAAUUCGCAGUAACGUUUGCGGCGGAAUGGGCUCUAUGAUAUCAAUUGACAAGGACAAAAUGCACUUCAACAAAAAGGACUGUCGUGAUCUCAAUUUAACAGGUCGACACGAAUGCUUAAUUUCAGAGGCUGGAGAAGCGGAUUUAUUUAAUCAACUUAUAGGAUGCAAGAAAAAUCCAAAUCAUACACAGUUUGUAUCUAUUGAGACUCUUACAGUAGAAGAUCUACCUGAAGGAUAUCGAGACGCUGAGUUCUAUGAGCUGAUCAGAGGCGUCGCCGAUUUGACGGUAAAGGUGGACGUCAAAAUGACGAGUUGUCACAGACCCAACAUUUGGCCCGGCAAAGACGUACCGUAUCCUUUCUGUGAUUAUAAAGGGAAAACUUACUUAAGAUGUGGUAGUGGACUAUUGAUGGUGUACAUGUUUAGAGAUGGCAUUGGACUAACCGAAGAUGGAGUAACAUAUGAAGACCUUGGACUCAACUGUAACAGAUGUUACAAAACUUGUCCAUGUGAAAAAUGCCUACUGUCAGAUGAUCCUAGCACUGUCUGGUGGGAAUUUAUUGUGGGUACAGCCGCACAUGUGGUUUUUGAUGACUGCGAAGCAAGCUCCACAAAAUGUACGGGGCGAGGGAGCUAA